Molecule: messenger RNA, 1750 nt
Organism: Hirundo rustica (Barn swallow)
Lineage: Eukaryota; Metazoa; Chordata; Aves; Passeriformes; Hirundinidae
Product: zinc finger protein 239-like
Exons: 1
Coding region: 50-1210 (386 amino acids)
Biological process (GO): central nervous system development; regulation of transcription by RNA polymerase II
Cellular component (GO): nucleus
Molecular function (GO): DNA-binding transcription factor activity, RNA polymerase II-specific; RNA polymerase II cis-regulatory region sequence-specific DNA binding
Source: RefSeq, a predicted model, not a curated record
UCUUGUUUUCUCCCCAAACCAGGAUUUUUCAUUCCCAAGGAGUGGCCGGAUGGAGGAGGAGGAAAAGCCCCGGAGAUGCCGCACGAGGAGGGGCUGCAAACCCAGCGCAGGGAGCUGCGAGGAGCAAAGACCCCCCCUGUGCCAGGAGGGCGGCCGGAGAUCCAGCCAGAGCUCCGAGCUGGUGGAGAAGGCUCAUGGAGGGGAGAAGCCCCACAAGUGCUUGGAAUGUGGGCAGGGUUUCAGCCGGAGAUCCAGACUGAUCCGGCACCAGGUGAUCCACACUGGGGAACGGCCCUAUGGGUGUGGGGAAUGUGGGAAGAGCUUCAGCCAGAGCUCCUACCUGAUCCAGCACAAGAGGAUCCACACUGGGGAAAAGCCCUUUGAGUGUGGGGAGUGUGGGAACAGCUUCAGGUGUAGCUCCCACCUGAGGAGACACCAGAGGAUCCACACUGGGGAGAAGCCCUACGAGUGUGGGGAGUGUGGGAAGAGCUUCAGCCGGAAGGGCCACCUGAUACAACACCAGGUGAUCCACACGGGGGAGAGGCCCUAUGAGUGUGAUGAAUGUGGGAUGAGCUUCAGCCAGAAACGAACUCUUAUGCAACACCAGAGGAUCCACACUGGGGAACAGCCCUAUGAAUGUGUGGAAUGUGGGAAGAGCUUCAGUCAGAGCUCUGGCCUGAGGAAACACCAGAGGAUCCACACUGGGGAAAAGCCCUACCACUGUGGAGAAUGUGGGAAGAGCUUCAUCCAGAGAUUCCACCUGAUACAACACCAGGGGAUCCACACUGGGGAAAAGCCCUACGAGUGUGGGGAAUGUGGGAAGAGCUUCAGAAACAGCUACAACCUGAUCCAGCACCAGGUGAUCCACACUGGGGAAGGGCUCUACACCUGCUUGGAAUGUGGGAAGGGCUUUGGAUAUAGCUCCGACCUGAGAAAGCACCAGCGCCUCCACACCGGGGAGAGGCCCUACGAGUGUCCCGAGUGUGGGAAGAGGUUUCGGGUCAGCUCCACUCUCCUCGUACAUCAGCGGAGUCACACAGAGGAGAGGCCCUUCCGCUGCCCCGACUGUGGGAAGGGCUUCAAGCACAACUCACACCUCACUGUCCACCGGCGCAUCCACACCGGGGAGAGGCCCUACGAGUGUCCUGAGUGUGGGAAGAGCUUCUCCAGGGCUUCUAUCUUGAGUAAACACCAACGGAAGCACCGCUAAGGGAAGCGCUGCGAGUGCCCCGAGAGCGGGAAGAGCUUCGUGCGCUGCUCCAGCUCCAUCCCCCGUGGGAGGAUCGGCCUUGGAUGAUCCCCAGUGACCCCCGUUGGGCAGAGCCCUGCUGAUCCGUGGUCCUGGUGAUCUCCUUUGGGUGGGGGGAAGGUGUUGAAGAGAUUUCUUUCCCUUCUCCUGUGGGAGUUGGCCAAGCUGAAACAACUCUAAACUUAAGGCUGAGGGAAACCCCUUACUAGUGAUGGCAGGUAGUAAAGGUUCUUGGGAAUUUACAUGUUAAUGAAGUUGUUCCGUUUAUGUUUUUAUGCUUGGUCAGUUAUCUUGUACAAAUAUGGUUAUCUUCCCAGUGUGAGUGUCUGACUGGACCCUUACCCUCAGACCUACCCUAUAUAUUGUCAUGUUUUCCUCAGUUCCGGGUCUUCCCUGGGUUACCCCCACAGAGUUCUCCCGGGUACUGUGCACAGUUUUUGGGCACCGUCCCUAUUUUCUUCUUUCUGUUAUUAAAGUAUUGUUUUUCUAGUGCCAACCGUC